AUGCAGAGAAAGAUCUUCUUUGCUAGGGGCAAAGCAAACGCAGGGGUGUAUCAUAUAAUAGUGAUAACAAAUUUACUAGGCUAUUUGCAGCAGGCCCUGGUAUCUUAUUCUUACACAGAAAUUCAGCUUGUCAAAGCUGAUUUACUGACAUCGUCAAACAUGGCGUUAUCACUGAGGCAGUCAAUUACCAGAAGAUUAUACUCAAAUUCAUGCUUAGCCUACACCGACUUCUCGGGCACCCUGAAAUCCGACGACCGCCGCAAAGACCCCCCAACUGAUAACCUCCAUGACUCCUCACUAAUCAACAUGCUGGAGCUCAACUCACAGCUCAAGCACCUCACAAAAUCCAUCGACCUAAAAACCGCCCGCAACAUGUUCGACACAUUGCCCCAAAGGGACGAAAUUACCUGGGCCACCAUGAUUGCCGGCUACAUCAGCUCCUCAGACACAUCCGAAGCAAUUUCUUUGUUCUUGAAAAUCUUCAUCUGCUCGGUUUUUGUCGGGAGUUCGGUCCUCGACAUGUACAUGAAGAACGGAAGAAUUCUCGAGGGGUGUGCAGUCUUUGACGAAAUGCCGUCAAGAAAUGUGGUAUCUUGGACAACUGUCAUCACAGCCCUCGUCCGGGCAGGUCUCCACUCCCGGGGGCUUUUAUAUUUUUCCCAGAUGUGGAAAAACGGGGUCGAGUAUGAUUGCUACAUGUUCGCCAUUGCACUCAAGGCUUGUGCUGAUCUCGAGCUGUUGCACAACGGGAAAGAGAUUCACGCCCGCAUAUUAAAAAGAGGUGCAGAAACAACGACAUAUGUAGCCAACAGCCUUUCCACAAUGUACAAUAAGUGCGGGAAAGUCGAAUACGGCUCGUUUCUAUUCGAGCGCAUGACUAAACCGGACGUGGUCUCUUAG
Striga asiatica is the source of this 900-nucleotide messenger RNA. NCBI's taxonomy places the organism in Eukaryota, Viridiplantae, Streptophyta, Magnoliopsida, Lamiales, Orobanchaceae. The record is from the annotation of a GenBank genome assembly.